This is a messenger RNA of Rubroshorea leprosula, 1162 nucleotides long. The record is from the annotation of a GenBank genome assembly. NCBI's taxonomy places the organism in Eukaryota, Viridiplantae, Streptophyta, Magnoliopsida, Malvales, Dipterocarpaceae.
GAACUAACUGUAAGCUAUUCAGCUUGUAGCUGCAUAUUUAUAGAUUGAUAAUCUUUCUUCUAGCUCUAGGAAUUCCAAAGGUAAGUUUUGCUUGCACCUUUAAUCCUCAAGGAUAUAUAUAGGGAAAAGGGUAGCUUCUUGUUAUGUAACAUGGGGAGUCAGCUCUGUAUGGGAUGGAAGGAUUGAAUCAGGGUGCUCACCUUGAGUCUGAUUCUAUUCAAAGCUGUAUGGAUGAAACUAUGAGAAAUCAAGAAAUGUCAGCCAUUGACUUGGGUUAGGGAACUCAACUCUAAGCGGCUGAUCCUAACACCUCGGCCCUGAACUUAUUAGGCUUAAUCAAUCCUAUCAUAAAUGAGGCCUAAGAACCCAGUCUGUGGUGGUGGUAGAAUGGAAUGCCAGAGUGUGCACCAUCUGCCUUCCUAUUGGUCCGAUGAUGACAAACCGUCACAGCACAAGUCUCAAACGAAUCAGUUCCCAAGUGGUACUACUCUAAACGCAAACGAAAACGAAAACCAAGAGUCCUCGAAGACUUUCCUUUUCACAGGUGCCGGUCGCCAAGGCCUCUCUGAUUUCACUACAGAUACCAGUUUAUUUUUUUUGUUCUUUUCUUGUGUCUUUGUAAAUAAGUAGUACAGUAGAAGAUUUCUUAAUAGAUUUGGAAGCGGAAUGUAGGAGACUGGGACUGUUGCUUCAGCGUUUCAUCGCUGAAAAUCAAGCUCUUCGCCUCAGUUUGCAGAAGGGUAGUGCAUUUGGUGCAUCCUCAGCCAAGCAGGAGUCUGCUGUGCUCUUGUUGGAAUCCCUGCUGUUGGGUUCCCUGCUUUGGUUCCUGGGCAUCAUGUGCCCAUAUUCAAUCUGCCAAAACUGCCCAAGUCAAUAGUGGUGCCACUGCCAGGUCCAAAAGGGAAAGGUCCAGGAAGUCCGGCUCUAAAAGGGGCAGGGAAAGGGAGUAAUGUGGUAGUAGAAUCUUUUCUAAAGAGCCGGGGAUGCAAAGCUUCAAGGAUGAAGAUGAAAUUGAAAUUUCUAGGUCUCCAUGUCUCAGCAUGAAACUUGCUAGCUGGUAUUCCAUUUUAGCGCAUGGGGGAUGAGUAAGACCGUAAGAGGAUGGUGUGUGGCUGAGUUCACUUAUCCUUCUCUCCAAUAUAAAUAAUUGGUUAAAUCCUUA